Molecule: messenger RNA, 4689 nt
Organism: Onthophagus taurus
Lineage: Eukaryota; Metazoa; Arthropoda; Insecta; Coleoptera; Scarabaeidae
Source: RefSeq, a predicted model, not a curated record
AAAGCAGUAGAUGCGUUUACCGUCAUGGCCACGGGACGAUCAAUGAACGGUCGGUAAUAGUAAAUAGUAGUGUGCGCGUAAAAAAUCCUUCUUCUGAUGGUUUUUUAAAAAGUUUAUUGUAAAGAUGGUUUGAGUGGUAUUAAAAGCGGUGUCGAGUCUCCGUGUUCGGAUAAAAAAAAAUUCAAAAAUGGGGAAAGAUCAGGAUUUAUUAGAAGCUGCGAGAAAUGGAAACGUUGCCGUUGUUGAGAAGAUAUUGGGCCAAAGGGCCAAGAGGAGUGGUCCAUUGGCAAGUUUAAGAAGAGGACCUGGCGCAAACGUCCAAGAUAGCAGCGGUUAUACAUCUUUACAUCACGCAGCAUUAAAUGGGCAUAGAGAAAUUGUUAGACUCCUUUUAGAACAUGAUGCAUCAAUAAACAUCGUCGAUAGUAAAGGAUCAACGCCUUUACAUCUUGCCGCUUGGUCCGGAAAUGCAGAUAUCGCCCGUAUGUUAUUGAAAGGACCAUCUUUGUGCAACGUCAACUCAACGACUAAAGAUGAUGAGACAGCUCUUCAUUGUGCGGCCCAGUACGGUCACACUGACGUUGUAAAGUUACUUUUGGAGUACGGUUGCGACCCGAGCAUAUGUAAUAAAAGGGGCGAAACGGCAUUGGACUUAGCCGCUCAGUAUGGAAGAUUGGAAUCCGUUGAACUACUGGUGAGGACACAUCCUAGUUCCAUACAGCAAAUGGAACGUCCACACGGUCGGAUGUUUUCUCAUACACCUUUACAUUUAGCUAGUAGAAAUGGACACAAGUCCGUAGUCGAGGUGUUACUUAGAGCCGGAAUAGACGUGAACGUACAAACACCAGCCGGAACGGCUCUUCACGAGGCCGCUUUGUGUGGGAAACCGGAAGUGGUUAGGACCCUUUUGGAAAACGGUGCCGAUCCGAACAUACGCGACUCUAAUAGGCAUACCGUUAAGGAUUUAUUGAGUCAGUUUCCUGCUAAUGCUACAUCGGAAAUUAUGGGAUUAUUAAAACGGUAUUUGCAAGGUUAUAAGAAAAUACGUGGUAAUUUCGGCGACGGUGAUGCCGAUAGUUUAAGCCAACCAUUCCCAAUCAUUCCAAACCCAGAUUCGGACUUAGGGAGUCCUUAUGAAAAUGUAAGACCUUCUUCAAGGGGUCGAGCUGUUACAGAUCCAUCUCCAGGAUCUUCACCACUUCGAUGGGAUUUUAGACAUGCAAGGUCUGUUGAAUGUGUUGAAGAUCGAAGAAUAUCUGGAACAUCAGCUACUUCUAUGCGCACAAAAAAGCCUUACCAAAGCUUACCGCCAAAUCAACGCGUUCGUAAUCCGCCGUCAUCGCACCGUUCUUUGCAUGAUUGUCACUCCCCGUGGUCAGGAAUCACAUUUAGCUUUAGCGAGCAAAUCACGAUCAAGAAAUUGCACGUCGAAGAAGACUUUGUUUCGAGUUCUUUGUCUUCCUACAAAACCGCUUCGGAUUCUUCCAGGGAGUCGGACAACAGUUUGUAUCAAAUCCCGUGCGCUCCCCGUGCCUUUAUGGAUCACGGAGACGAUUUUUUCUUCUGUAACAAUCGCGAAAGCGACCAGAUCAGUAUUUCUUCGACCGCUUCCAGUACCGGAUAUCCUAGAAGACCGGAAAGCGGUGGAACACCCCAUUAUGUUCCAAUGAAUGCCCGUAGUGGACACAGUCCGGGUUCGAACAAUUCAAAAGUUUCGCCAACACCACCGAAAAAACCACCAAGGCGUAAUUUAUCAGUUUCGCCAACACAUCAACAACCAAUGUCGCAAUCUGUUGAUGGUUAUAACAAUCAAGCUUACGAAUAUAUUUGUUUUGCAAAAACCGGAACUAGAAGUCAAAAUAAUUUAACCGACCUCGAACAUGAAAAUAAACGCGAACGUUUGGUUCCUGGUAAAAGUGUCGAUCAAUACGUAGAGAUGAAUGCAGUUUUUAAUAUUCCGAUAGAUGAUGAACAACCCCAGAAAAAAGAAUUAAUGAGGGGUAAAAGCGAAGACUUAGAUUGUCGAAGACGCGACGAACCAGUAGCCAUAACCGGAACGUACGAAAAUAUGACCAUAAAACAACAAAAUCCGCGUCGGAAAUUACGCAGAAAUGUUUUCGAGGAUUUCGAUACGAAACGUAGACAAGAAAAAACGACCCCCUGUUCUUCAGCACCGGAAGCUACAUUCGUUUCUAAAGCUUUUUUGAUGAUUAAGGAUUACGGUCGUGAUUCGAAAACUAUGAUCAGUAAAGACAAAUCUAAUAGGGAGAGGAUGAAUAAGGAAAAUAAGCGUUCGAAAAGUCCUAAUAAUAUUUUUAGUUACCCUUUGAGUCCUACUCAUUAUCAACAACCACCGACACCCGAUCAUCCACCACCAAACGCUUUACAAGCGGAAAAUAGCAUUUUGGAUAAGAUACGACCAUUAAGUCAAGAGUAUAAACGAAGAUCACGCGAUAUGGAAACUGAAACCGAAGAUGAAUUUUUAUUAAUAUACGACGAAUCAAGUGGAAGUUUCUCGAGUAGCGUUUCACUUUCCGAUAGGAGUGUCGAUAACAUAGUGGAAGAAUAUCAUUCGGAUGCUCCGUUUGCAGGGUACUCUAUCAAAGGCUUUCGUCAUAUCAGCGAAGCAGUUAUAAAGGGUUUAAUAAAAGGAUCUACAAGAGUAUUAGAAACUCUAAGUUCGAAUAAACCAAUCCCUGCUGAACGCCCGAAAACCUUAAAGAAAUUAAAACGGGUUUACGAUUCGAAUGGUGAAAAUGGAAAACACGAUAAAUCUUAUAAUAAUUCGUCGGGUUCUGAAAAAGAAUCUGAAAAUAAGGAGAAUAAAGAUCGAUCAUCGGCAUUAAGUCCGUUUGAUGAACAAGAAGAAUGGGCUAAAAUCCAAGAAAUUAUGGCGUCUUUUGGAACUGGAUUGGUUCGAGAAUCUGUUUUUGUAGCUGAAUUAGAAAAGGAGUUUCAAAGUCGUUUAAUGACGCUUAGUUUUUCGCAAAAUAGUUUAAAUUCUGAUACGGGAACUGUUGAAAAGUGGUUGCAAUCGAUUGGAAUGGGUGAUUACGUUGGUUUAUUCAUAUCAAAUGGUUAUGAUGAUUUAGAUUUUUUGAACGGAGUUUUAGAAGAAUCCGAUUUGCAAGAUAUGGGAAUCUCAAUCGACAUCGAACGACAAUUAAUUUUAAACUCAUCAAAACAUCUUCCUAUAAAAAUCAACGAACGCCCUCAAACUAUUAAUAACAACAUGAACGAACAACCUGAUAGUGUUGAUAAUUGGUUGAGAAGAAUUCAUUUAGAACAAUAUUCGGAAACUUUCGCCAAACAUCUUUAUCAUGAUAUGGAAAGAAUUAAACGUAUUUGGGACGUGGAAUUAUCGGCAGUUUUAGAUAUCGAAAAAAUUGGCCAUCGAAAAAGGAUUUUAGCAAGCGUUUGUGGUGGUGAACAUAUUACACCUGGACCUAAAUUAGAGGAUAUAAACGCUGAUUUAAAUAUUUUGUUAAAAGGUGAAAUGAAAUCACCAUCAACACAUUCAACAAAUAGUAGUAAUACAGGUACUGUUAGACAUAGACAUAAAAAAUCUAGACCAGCUCCACCUCCACCGAUUAAUAAAAGUAACUCACCACUUAGUGGUUGUAGCGGGGGUGAAGUUAAAGCUUGUAAUUCAAGUUCGGAUAUGUUUGUUGGUGGAACUAAUUCGAUAAAAGCGCAAUGGAGACAUCAACCUAUUUUGUUGAUAACUGGGGAUGUGAAAUAUAACGUAAAUUAUUUGGGUUCUACAAAUGUAAAAGAAUUUAAAGGGACUGAAUCGACAAGAAAAUCUAUACAAAAGAUACGAAAAAAUCCAGACAGACCACUUCAAGAGAUUAUUCUUUCCAUUUCUUAUCGGGGUUUAAAAUUUAUUAACAUUCAAACGCACGAAUCUAUUUGUGAACAUGAAAUAAGAAACGUUCAUUGCGCCUGCCAAGAUACUGAUUUCCGGGGUUAUUUCGCCUACAUCACCAAAGACACCAACGAUUAUUACUGCCACGUUUUCUCAACAAAUACCUCUGACCAAGCAACUGAUAUAAUAUUAACUCUCGGACAAGCUUUUGAAUUAGCUUAUCAAAUGGCAUUACGUGAUCAAGUAACGAGUAAAUCGAAAACAAAUAAGCAAGAGUACAACAAACCGGCUGUAAGUCCAGGUUCUUCCCACUGUAAAGAUUUUAAAGAUUCACCUCGUUCGGUGGAUUUUAAAUUAAAUGGACAUCCGUUAAAAAUGAAACCUUUAACACUUUCGAUAGCAGCCUCAGAGUGCAGUAUCGAUAAUAAUCACAGUCAAACUAGGACUCCUACGAAGGUAAGCUUUAGCGAUACGGACGCAUAGUUUUUAUAAUCGAUUUUAAUGGUGAUAAAUAUAAAUUCGAUUAUAAAUAUUAUUUGAAGAAAAAAAAAUUUAGGUUUCUUUGAAUGUAAUAACACUGCCACGACUUUUUUUUGGGUUUUCUCUUUUUUAGUUUUUCUUUUUUAGAUGUCAUAAUCGAUUUUUCAAGCUCAAUUUUAGACCUUUUAGAUUUUUAAAAUUGUACAUUUUAUACUAUUAUGCAUUUACUUCGGGAACAAUUCUAACAGGAUAUUGCCAAAGUACUAUCUUUAACAUGUAUAAAAAAAAUAGGAAAAAAACUUAAAAAAGACACGCACAUUUUUAUUUUAUUAAUACUUAUU